GCCACCCAAACCCAGAUACUCACUUUCUCUUCUUCCCACCUUUAAAUUCCCCUUCUCUUCCUCAUUUCAAUUCCAUAACUUCUUUCUCUGCUUUCGUUUCCUUUGGUAGUCAAAAUGGGAAGCAUGUCAAAUGUGAUCGUCUUCUGUUUCUGUCUCUGGACCCUCUUCUUUUAUCUGGCGUCGUCUGCACCCAACGAUGGCUUGCGCCGGAUUGGACUGAAAAAGAUCAAAUUGGAUGGCGAUGACGUUAUGCGGUUUAAGGAAUUGAGAAAGAACGUUCUUCAGAACAUUCUUCGCGGCGCUGACGGCGCCGAUAUUGUUGCGCUGAAGAACUACUUGGAUGCUCAGUACUAUGGUGAAAUAGCCAUUGGCACCCCUCCUCAGACGUUCACUGUGAUUUUUGACACCGGUAGCUCUAAUUUGUGGGUGCCGUCUUCUAAAUGUUACCUCUCGCUUGCAUGUUACACGCAUGCUAAGUACAAGUCCAGCAAAUCCAGUACCUACACGGAAAAUGGGACUUCUGCUGCAAUUCAAUACGGUAGUGGAAGUAUUUCUGGUUUCUUUAGCAAUGACAAUGUCAGAGUUGGAGACGUAGUUGUAAAUAANCAGGCAUUUAUUGANGCAACUAGAGAACCUGGAGUUACAUUUGUGGCAGCUAAGUUUGAUGGUAUACUAGGACUUGGAUUUCAAGAGAUCUNAGUGGGAAAUGCUGUUCCAGUGUGGUACAAUAUGGUUGAACAAGGUCUUGUAAAGGAUCCANUAUUUUCAUUUUGGNUAAAUCGUAAACCAGAAGAAGAGAAUGNGGGUGAGAUUGUUUUUGGUGGUGCUGAUUCUGCUCACUACAGGGGCAAACAUACUUAUGUGCCAGUGACAAGAAAAGGAUACUGGCAGUUUGACAUGGGAGAGGUGCUUAUUGCCGGUAAACCCACUGGGUUCUGUGCUAGUGACUGUUCUGCCAUUGCGGACUCUGGAACUUCUUUGUUGGCUGGUCCAACGACUAUAAUUACUGAGAUAAAUCAAGCAAUCGGAGCAUCUGGAGUUGUAAGCAAACAGUGCAAGUCUGUUGUGGAACAGUAUGGACAAACAAUCUUGGAAUUGCUCUUGGCUGAAGAAAAGCCCAAAAAGAUCUGCUCACAAAUUGGAUUGUGUUCCUUUGAUGGGACUCGUUCUGUUAGGGGUUCCAAUUUUCCCUCUAGCAUGGGCAUUGAGAGUGUGUUGGAUAAGGUCGAAAGAGAAUCAUCUGGUGGCAUUCGGGGUGCUGCUUGUUCAACAUGUGAGAUGGCUGUUAUUUGGAUUCAAAACCAGCUGAGGCAGAACCAGACAGAAGAGCAGAUAAUAGAUUAUGUCAAUGGGCUUUGUGAUAAGUUGCCCAGCCCAAUGGGACAAUCAUCCGUUGAUUGUGGACAAAUCUCUUCAAUGCCUAUUGUUUCCUUUACUAUUGGUGGAAAAGUUUUUGACCUUUCCCCAAAUGAGUAUAUACUGAAGGUGGGAGAAGGUCCCCAAGCCCAAUGCAUCAGUGGCUUCAUUGCUUUGGAUGUGCCUCCUCCUCGUGGCCCUCUAUGGAUCCUUGGAGAUAUCUUCAUGGGGCCCUAUCACACCAUCUUUGAUUAUGGUCAGCAGAGAGUCGGGUUUGCUGAAGCAGCAUAGAGAAUUCUCGUGUCUCGCACAAUGGCAACAGUAGUUGUCUUGUUUUUUUUAUUUUCUUUUUCUCGUGUUAAAAAAAACUGAAACUACCUCGUUAUAUUGAAUAUUUGCAACCAUCAUCAGCUUAUAGUUUGUAUACCUUUGCAAUCAAAAUGGGCCUAAAGCUAUGGCUGUAUAUAUAUUAAGAUUAUCUUAAUCCCUCCCCAUAUGUAUUAAACACAUUAACAUAUGUCUGUCGGGGGGUAGUGGGGCUCUUGAGCUGUGGCCAUGUAGGGAUUCUGCUAUGUAUGUUUGCUUCUUGAAUGGUGUAAAUGUGACUUUUGUGUUUCUUAUUUUAA
Messenger RNA from Vigna radiata var. radiata (mung bean), 1982 nucleotides. RefSeq names its product aspartic proteinase A1. NCBI's taxonomy places the organism in Eukaryota, Viridiplantae, Streptophyta, Magnoliopsida, Fabales, Fabaceae. The coding region runs from base 115 to 1647 and encodes 510 amino acids. The record is from RefSeq and is a predicted model, not a curated record. Gene Ontology annotation, biological process: proteolysis; lipid metabolic process. Gene Ontology annotation, molecular function: aspartic-type endopeptidase activity. The transcript has 14 exons.